Messenger RNA from Paramecium octaurelia, 2465 nucleotides. NCBI's taxonomy places the organism in Eukaryota, Ciliophora, Oligohymenophorea, Peniculida, Parameciidae. The record is from the annotation of a GenBank genome assembly.
AUGAAUUGCACUUAUCAUCAUCAUCCAGUAACAAUGAUAUGCAUAGCUCCUCAUUAGAAUUAAUGCUAAAGGAGACUUUGCCCUGAAUGCCAAGAUGAACAUUAAGUGGAUACUCAAUAUAUAAUUUCGAUUAAAAGAUUUAAAGAAAUGGUUAAUAAGAAAUUAAAGGAAUCUAAUCUUGAUAAUUAUUGUGAAUUAAGAAAUUAAAGAACGAAUUUUAAAUCAUUGAUUUCUUAGUAUGAAACCAUGUUAAAAUAAAUUUGGGAAAAAUUAUAAGAAUCAAUAAAAUAGAUUUAUGAUGCAAUUGAGAGAGAGAAUACAUCUUAUUUGACAAUCAUGAACGAAGUGAAUCCAACAGAAUUAUCAAAUACAAAUUUUGAAAAAUUAGUUUAAAUUGUUAUAGGAAAAACAUUAGAUGUCAAAAUAGAUAUUACAAAUUCUGUUUUGGAGAGCUUGCAAAUAAUGCAGAACUAGUUGGAGCAAGAAACUAAUGCUUUUUAAGAGAAGUUGUAGAAAAAAAUGAUAGAGAAGAUAUCAAAGAUUAAAUAAGCAUCAGAAAUAAGCAUUUAACCUAUUUGGGUAACACAAUAAGGUUAUGAACGAAAAGAAGAAUUAUAUGACGUACUAGCUUAUACAAAAUAUAUUGAUGAAUAAUUCCUAAAAAGGAUUAUCGAGAAGAUUAGGAAAGCGAAAAUUACAGAUUGUAUAGAAUUUCUUUCAAAUCUUAGUAAAAAAAGCAAUAUAAAUUAAUCAUAGAGAAAUUUUAUCAUUAAUAUAAUUAAAAAUAUUAGUGAAAUUUGUUUUAAUAAGAAAAACUAUUCAUCUGAAAAUUAUUAAGAAAUUAAAAAGGACUUAAUUAAAUAAAUAGCAGGUGAAGAGAAAAUAGUCUAAUUUCUGAAGUUUCUUGUUCAACUGACAGCCUUUGAUGAGAAAUUUAUUCAAUCUGGGUCCAAUUCCCUCAAUUUAUUAGUAGAGAUGAAAGUAAAUGUGAAAGAACAAAACUUUGAAAAUAUCAGGAUUAAGGAUAGUUCUUUGGUUGGUGGUAAUUUUGCAAGAUGUAAUUUUAAUGGGUCUCAUUUUGAUAAUGUUGAUAUUAGUGGAGUAAACUUCAAUUAAGCUUAAUUAUUUAAUUGUAAAUGGAGAAAUAUAAAAAUACAUGAGUUAAAUAAAUUAGAUGGUCAUUCAAGUUAUGUUUAAUCAGUCUGUUUCUCUCCUGAUGGUACUACAUUGGCAUCUGGUAGCUAUGAUGGCUCUAUUCGUUUUUGGGAUGUUAAGACAGGAUAAUAAAAAGCCAAAUUAGAUGGUCAUGAUGACAAUCAAUCUCCUUUUGUUUAUUAAAUAUGUUUCUCUCCUGAUGGUACUACAUUAGCAUCUGGAAGUUAAGAUAGUUCUAUCACUUUAUGGGAUGUUAAGACCUGUUCAUAAAUAGGCAAAUUACAAGGUCAUCGUGAUUCAGUUUAUUCAGUCUGUUUCUCUCCAGAUGGUAUGACAUUAGCAUCUGGAAGUUAAGAUAAGUCUAUUUGUUUAUGGGAUGCUAAGACAGGAUAAUAAAAAUGCAAAUUAAAAGAUCAAGAACAAUAUGUUUAUUCAGUUUGUUUCUCCCCUGAUGGUACUACAUUAGCAUCUGGAAGUGGAGAAUGUUCUGUUCUCCUAUGGGAUGUUAAAACAGGACAAUAAAAAGCCAAGCUAGAUGGCCAUACGGAGUCCGUCAUGUCAAUUUGUUUCUCUCCUGAUGGUACUAUAUUAGCAUCUGGCGGUGAUGAUUUGUCUAUCCUUUUAUGGGAUGUAUAUACAGGGAAAAUAAAAGCCAAAUAUAAUGGUCAUCUUAAAUCAGUUUAGUCAGUCUGUUUCUCUUCUGAUGGUACUAUAUUAGCAUCUGGAAGUUCAGAUAAUUCUAUUCGUUUAUGGGAUGUUCAGACAGGUUAAUUAGAAGCCUGUUUAGAAGUUCAUAGUGAUUAUGUCAUGUCAGUAUGCUUCUCUCAUGUUCAAAACAUAUUAGCAUCUGGUAGUUCCGAUAAAUCUAUUCGUAUAUGGGAUGUUAAAACAAGAUAAUAACAAGCUGAGUUAAUAGUUCAUAAGUAGUAUAUUACAUCGGUAUGUGUCUCUCCUGAUGGUUCUACAUUAGCAACUAUUAGUGGUGAUCAGCCUAAGGGCUUAUGGGAUGUACAAUCAGGAUAACAAAUCCUGCCUUCUGAUUAGCGCUACAAAGAUACUCUUGCUUAAUUUAAACCACCCAUGUUUAACUAUAAACUUCUACCAGAAAGCGGUAUUUUUUUAUAAAAUUCUUUAGCUAUUUCUACUUUAAAUAUUCUCAAAAUUUCUUAAAAGCCCAUAUUAGAAGCCAAAGCAGCAUUAAUCUUUUAAGGAGAAUUUCUAAAUUCCAAAGGUGAAGAUUAAAGAUCAUUGUUUAAGGGAAGUUUUAUUUUAGAAAACUAUAUUGAAUCAAACUCUUAAGAAUAUUGAAC